CCGGUGGGUGACUCUAGACGAAAAUUUAGUAAACGGCACUAGUUUUUCUUAACAGCCGGUGAAUGUCGUUUCGUUGUGUGAAGAGGUUUUUUGGCCUCUUAUUUUAUAGUUUUAUUUUAUUAAGUGCUGUGAUAUAAACGUACUGUGAUAGUGUUUAAUAUGUAUUUCGAAACUGAAAAAGAUUUUUGACUUAUUCACGUUACAGCGAGAUAAUUUCAAGCAAAAUGUUUCCCUUUGGCAAGAAGGGGAAGGAAGCCUGUGACGAACGGCUCAAGCUGGAGGCUUCUGAGAACCUCUUGGUGGUUACAGAAAGAAAAACCUUCGUAAAGAGAUACCGCAAGGUCAUUUUACUAGGGCUCUGUGUAACGACGUUUAUAAUUCUGGCAUUUUUGUGGUACUAUUGUCGACCAACUGACUUGUGUUUCGGAAAGGAUGGAAAACAGGGGACUUGUAUGGACAUAUCCAAGUGUCCAUUUGCUUUCAACGUGAUAAAGGAAGGAAAGAAGCCAGUGUUUUGUGAUAAACUCAAAGUUUGCUGUGUGGAGGACUAUAUACCCAUAUUAGACGAGAGACAUCUUAGGCCUCAUAAAGAAGAAACGACGACAACAGACGAUUACAGUUAUGUUUUUGUGACCCCGAGCGUCCGUGGGUUUCCAACAACCGUUGAUGGCUGCGAGCCAUUGACGAACUAUUCAAUGACCGCUCCCUACAGGAUAUCGUUCCGGAAAUGUCUGCAGUACCAAGACAACUUCGUGUUUCCGUGCGAGGACAGUCUGACGCCGUAUAUGGGAAUGGUAAGGAUGAACCAUUGUAACUGGGGGCCGGAAACUAUGAUCAUUGGUGGAACUGAUGCUUCUUAUGGAGAGUUUCCUCAUAUGGCGCUGCUUGGUUACGAUUCGCCAAACAACGAAUGGCAAUGCGGUGGUUCCAUCAUCAGCGAUAGAUUCAUACUGACCGCCGCUCACUGCACGAGCAGCCGCAACGGCGGUAACGUUACGAAAGUACGCAUCGGCUUCUUCAGGAUAUCUCAGACGAUUCAGCGAGAUGAGUUGUACUAUGUGUCAGAGAUACACAAACAUCCGAAUUACAAGUCGCCGUAUAGCUACCACGACAUUGCACUCCUGAAGACGGACAGGAAAAUGAUCCUCAACCGAUACAGGGUACCAGCUUGUCUACACGACGGCUCUCUGAUCAAUGAUGACACGGUCACAGUCACUGGGUGGGGGGCCACCGAUGCACACUCAGGGAAAACGGACACUUUACAAAAGGUAGCACUCGACAAGUUCUCGGACGAAGAAUGCGGCCCGUUAUACAGCUCGAAAAGGGUGCGGAACAUGCCUCGCGGGUACGAAAGCACCACGCAGACGUGCUACGGAGACAGAGUCACCGGCAAAGAUUCGAGUAAAGGCGACAGCGGAGGUCCAGCUCAGAUAAGUCAUCCUGAUUUAUACUGCAUGUACCUAGUGACUGCUAUCGUGAGUCACGGCAAAACAUUAGGCGUGGCCGGCCACCCCGGUAUCUAUACGCGAAUCGCGCCGUAUCUAAGCUGGAUCGAAUCCAUAGCCUGGAACUAAACAUUCCCUCGCCUAACUGAGCCCGCCUCUAGCUUCGUUUGAAGAUUAUCGGCGAGCAUCAAAAUCGUGACAUUAAACCUUUAAAGAUUAAGAGUGAGAAUGUACGCGGCUUCCCAUUUCGUGAUUGGAUCGAUUCGAGAGAGAUGGCGAGAUCUCGGCUGCUCUCUUCAGAACUGCCGAAGUCUAUACAGGGGUGAACCUUUCCCCGAGAGAAGGGAGACAAACUUUGAGAUCUUGGAUAAUGUUACCAGAUAUUUGGAAGUGAAGUUAAAGUUCAUACUAAAUAUUAUAAAUUAAGGGACAUUUAUCGAGGUAUGUUUGUCGUGCGCAGUACAGGGGGCGCCGACGUCAUCACGUUAAAUGAAACGAUUAAUACUCGUUAAUGUAGGGCUGAUGAAGACAUCAACGCCAUCUGCAGAAUAGGUUCGAUAACCCCCUGCGUCACUUCCGGUCUGCGCGCUGCGCACGCGCAGCUCGGAGCGGCGACGUUCGCACGGCCGCUGGCGUUCGCGGGACGAGAUCUCCGCUGGCGUGGGUUGUUGGGGGUGUCGCUUGACGCGGUGACGUCACGGGCACGUUGUAUAGCUUCUAACUGGCUAUCCAAGGUUUGUUUAUUUUGACUCCCUCGAUUGGAACAGGCUAUACAGCAAACAUGUCAAUUUAGUUCCUUGUUUAAAUACUAUCAGUGUUUGUUGAAUAUCUGGGCUGAUCUCAAUGGGAAGAGUAAUGAAUGUGAUUUUGUUUUUUUUUU
Molecule: messenger RNA, 2325 nt
Organism: Vanessa tameamea
Lineage: Eukaryota; Metazoa; Arthropoda; Insecta; Lepidoptera; Nymphalidae
Product: serine protease snake-like
Exons: 12
Coding region: 225-1574 (449 amino acids)
Biological process (GO): proteolysis
Molecular function (GO): serine-type endopeptidase activity
Source: RefSeq, a predicted model, not a curated record